GCCGACUGCGAUCACAACCACAGCGACACAAUGAUCGUGUCAUUAGAUUAGACAGUCAUGUUCGUCAUGUUGGCAAAGUGCGGAUAAAACCGCAAAGGCGAACAAAAGCGCCGUAAAUAUUUUUCGAGACAUUUUUUAAACCGGGGUCGAAGUGCUCGUGGUGACAUUAUCAACAUGGAGGGUCAUCAGGUACAGGCCUUGUAUGACUUUACCGGUGAACCAGGUACUGCGGAACUGUCUAUUAAUGCUGGUGAAGUAUUAACGGUCAUCAGAGAUAAUGUUGGCGAUGGAUGGUGUGAAGGGGUUAAUCAAAAUGGAAAGUCUGGUCUCUUUCCAGCUGCUUACGUGCAGCUUGCCGAAACUACCGCACCUGUUCCUAUGACAGGUAGCACAACUUCUCAACAGGGCACAGAUUAUUGGGAUGAUGAUUGGGACGAUGAUUCUGAAGCAGGCCAUGAUACUCCAGCAUAUGCACCUUCCACAAACCACCAGCAACCUUCUGUGCAACAUAACGCAAUACAGCCCGCAUAUGCCGAUUAUUCAGACACGGUAUCCACGCAUACGGUGCAUUCCGUGUUAUCGGAGAGACCAAUUUCUAACGUUCCUAAAAAAAAUACAAAAUUCUCUACCUUGAUAAAGUCUGGGGAAGACAGCUUUCUGAUGGGAACCAAAAUAGUUGUACCAGAAAAUGAAAGAGUAUUUAUUGAAGAAACUGAAGAAGGAAGGUCCGUGUGGGUUCCUUCAAGUGACAGUUACAAGUGUGUCAUCACAUCCCCUAAGAAAGAAUCCAAACUCAAGGGACUGAAAAGUUUCAUUGUGUAUCAAUUAACACCUACAUUCAAUAAUAUCCAAGUCUCAAGACGAUACAAGCACUUCGAUUGGCUCCAUGAGAGAUUAGAGGAGAAGUUUUGUUUUAUUCCCAUACCACCCUUGCCCGAUAAGCAAAUAUCCGGUCGAUACGAGGAGCAAUUUAUAGAGCACAGGCGUACACAGCUGCAGGAAUUUGUCGAUUAUGUCUGCAGACACCCAGUUUUAUGUAGAAGUCGCGUAUGGGAACACUUUAUGACUUGCACGGAUGAGAAGAGAUGGAAAGCUGGAAAAAGACAGGCAGAGAAAGACGAGUUGCUGGGCGUAAAUUGUUUUAAUAUUCUUCAGUGUCCUGAUGGUGCUUUAGAUCCAGUGAAAGUAGACAUAGACAAUGACGGGUUUGCCAAAUUUAUCAACGGACUUGAUCCAGUUGUCAAAAACUUCAUGGCGAUGGCAGUUGACCAAAGUAAAAAACACCAAGUCCUUUAUAAGAGGGAAUUUCAAAAAAUUGGGCAAAGCUUCACCUCGCUAGGGAUUGCACUAGAUGCAGAUGACCAUGGUACAGGAAAUUUAAACGCUGCUUUGAAAUUAACCGGAGAGGCGUACAAUGAUAUUGGAAAAUUAUACGAAGAUCAGCCUAAAUUCGACUGGGAACCAUUGGCUGACAAAUUUCAUAUUUACAGAGGAAUAAUCAGUAACUUCCCAGACGUUAUAAGUAUACACAAGAGCGCAGUACAAAAACGAAAAGAUUCGGAGAGGCUUGUCAGUGAGCAUAAAAUGGAACCACAGCAAUUACGAGAACUUUCGCGCAGAACUGACGUAAUAGCCCGUGCUCUGAUAGCGGAGGAGAUGCAUUUCCAAAUGGAACGUGAGGUCCAUAUAAAACAGGCGAUGAAAAGUCAUCUUGCUGAGCAAAUAACUUUUUAUCAGAAGAUAGUCAACAAACUUCAAGAUGCUUUGAACGGUUAUGACGGUUGAAUGCCUCGCCAAAAUAGGGCUGAAUAUAAUCAGUGACAUUGCUAUUUGAGGCCUAAUGCUUCCUGAUAACACUAAAAAUUAUCUCAACCCACCCUACGUCAUUGUCACUUACCUGGAUUGGUAUUGUCGUGGACUAUGACAUCGGUUCGUCUUGCGUGGAAUUAACAAUAAGUGGACAUUGAAUCUUCCAAUCUAUUUUCCAGACAUUGAACAAGCGGCUGAAGACCUAAAAUCUUGAAGUUUAAAAAAUCCCCCCCCCCAACUGUUAAUAUUCAUAUGAUCUUUAUUUUACCCUCUUAUACAUUUACAUCGAAGCAGAUCAAGAGCCACUGCGUAUCACUCUACAGUAUGUAAAUAUAUUUAGCUAAAUCUACACUAUUAUCUUUACUAGAUCCCCGAAGAAUGAUCUAUAUCACAGUGAUAUGCAUUCAAUAAUGCGCAUUAAAUUGAUCGCGUUUAUUUGGAAAAUACGUUAUCCUGUAUCAACGAAAAAUCGGACAAUGAAUUAUUUGUAUAAACCGCAACUAGUUUGUCCAAUUAUUCAGGCAAUAGUCACUUUGCAAAUGAACACGGGUUGACCAAAUUUUUUUCUUUCGUUUAUCACAAUUGUAUUAUUACACACUUUGAACGACUAUAUUUACAAAGAACGAUCAUUGUUAAACUUUGCACACGUCUAUGGUAUUAUUCAACAAAGUUAAAGAGUCACCCCAAGUUGUUUGAAAUUGGCUGGGUGAACCUGCUAACUUUGUUCACUGGUACGGAGUAUGUGUAUAAACAUAUAUUAUAUAUUACACAAAUAUUAUCUCUAUAUUUAUAUGUACAAAUGUGUUUUAUUCAUUUGUUCUUAUUUAACAUAAAAAAAGUUUAAAUCGACGUUAACUCAAAGAAUAUUCCUAUGCUCGAAAAUAUUACUCACGCUGGUACCUGGGGUAAAAAUCCAAUGGCACUUGUUUAAAAUUUCUGGAAUUGUGGUGUUUGCAUAUUCUUCUAGUUCCAGAUUUGUUAAUUCUGUAUAAUAACAAUGUCGGAAAGUUUUGUCCGACUGUUAUAGUGAAAAUCACAAGUGGAAUAGAAAACUAGUGGUGAUAACUUCCAGAUCGUGUGAUUUGAUGUUCUGAAAAAAUGUACAAAUUUGCGAUGGUAGAUAAAUCCAGCAGAAUAGUUGUGUAGAAUUAUUUUUUGUACAUUUCUCAAAAAUGGCGGUCUCAUUUGACCGUGCGAUUUAAACACUGUUCUCGUUUUCCUGAUGUAUAAGCUGUGCUGCAUUUCUUGAUUCUAACUUCAACAUUGAUCAUUGUUAGAAUCAUAUGUUAUAUCAGAGCCUACAAAUCGAACUGGUAUGCUCUGUAACCGAAUUAUGAAACAUAUCCAGUGUGAAAACUCUACAAGUUUCAUGUACUGGUGAAUUAGUUCAUUAAUUUAGUUAAUUAUGCUCCAUAGCUAACACAAAGUUGAUUUAGUCAACUAAGUCAAAAUAAUCAAUCAAUCCAUAACCGUGUAUCAUGUAAAUACCUUAUGCUGUGUUUUUUAAUCCUAUUGAGUGGCAUGUUCUGUUUUCAAAGCAAAUUGAACAUCUUCGGGCAUCAUUUCAACUUUGAAUCCUAAAUAUCUCAUUGUCGAGAACAGCACCGUCAACAACGAUAAUUUACAGACGUUAUGACCGAUACAAAAACUUACCUAAGGCCAGUAGCUCAAGUUGUUCACCGAGUUAGAUCACAUGAAAAAUCACAUCAGCUUCCUGCUUGAUUAUCAGUAAAGUUCUGAAAAUAAAUAAUCAUUGUGAAUCUUUAUCUUAGCAAUAAUCAAUGUGCAUUCAGCUUUUGUCACGAAAUGAACAGUUAUUUAUGGACUCAUAGUUAUUGCGUUGAAAAAUCCAAGAUGCUAUCGUAAAUAAUAGUUUAUUUCAAUGUACCAAUAGUCAACGAACAAUCGAUCGUGGUAAUUACGUCGAAAAUAACAAAAUGAGAAUUCAGGAAUACUCCACUAAUGAACAAUUAAUGCUAAGUUGCCUUGACGGUUGCUGGUCUGCUAAUUACAUAUCAAUAACAAUAAUACAAUAACUCAUAAGGUGAAAUUGAAAUGAUAUUACAUUGCGGGUAUUGUUGCGGUUCUGUUUUCGUGUUGAAAUUGAAUCAAGUUGCCAGAUACCAGGUGUAACUUCACAUGCGCGUCAUCGUGGGCAAUCUAAUAUCAUUUGAACUUUGUAAAAACAAUGUCUAUACUAACUUACAAAAAGUUGCAAUUAUUUAUCUCUAUAGUCAAAGGUUUUUCUUAAUUUUCAGCCCCGCCUCAACACAUUCAUUUACUUACGCAUAUCUAACGCACUGUGAGGGAUCAGAGAGAAUUUUAUGACCAAACAAAAAUGUACAGAACCAACAACACGAACGCCCAAAUCACUGAAAUUUUAUUCGAACAAGGGAUCUAGUCGAUGUAUCCGAAUAAAGAUUUUAAUAAGUAUAAA
Messenger RNA from Athalia rosae (coleseed sawfly), 4246 nucleotides. It is a transcript of the gene SH3PX1, whose product is annotated as sorting nexin-18. Gene Ontology annotation, cellular component: plasma membrane; cytoplasmic vesicle. Gene Ontology annotation, molecular function: protein binding; phosphatidylinositol binding. The record is from RefSeq and is a predicted model, not a curated record. Gene Ontology annotation, biological process: plasma membrane tubulation; endosomal transport; endocytosis. The coding region runs from base 175 to 1785 and encodes 536 amino acids. The transcript has 5 exons. Lineage: Eukaryota; Metazoa; Arthropoda; Insecta; Hymenoptera; Athaliidae.